CUGUGCCACCAGGGAAGUCCCUAUAUAUUCAUUUUAAAUUAAUUUCUGUAGGUGGACAUAAGGUAGAGAUAGAUUUUUUUUUCCCAUGUGGAUCUUCAUUUGACCCAGGACCAUUUAUCACAAAGACAAUUCAUUCUCCUCUUAACUGCAGUGGUACCUUUUUCAUUAAUCAGGUGACCACAUAUGUGUAGGUCUGUUUCUGGACCCUAUUCUGUUCUCUCUAUCCUUGCACCUUUGUAAUGUUUUGAUAUUUGAUAUUCAGUAAUGUAAGUCCUGAGGAAGAGGGGUUUUUUUGUUUUUUGUUUUAAACAGGAGCUUUUUGAGCUCAUAUGGGAAGCUGACGGGAAGGAUCUAGUUGAGAGUAAGGGGCUGAAUAAAAGAGAGAGAGGAUAAUCUACACCUUAAGGUUUCUGAAAGACAAUAGAAGCUGGGACCCAGGUGCUUGUGGAAGGAUUAGUCUUUUAUAUUCAUCCACUGAUCCAUUCAACAAAAAUGUGUUGAAUAGCUCCCACGUGCCAGGCACAGGCGUACAGCAGUGCCAGGACAGAUGAGGUCCCUGUUCUUAAGGAGUUCCCAUCCUAGCAGUGGGAGAAAGAUAAACAAGUAGCCACACAAACAGUUGAUUCAGGCAGCAGUAGAUGCCUUAAGAACAUAAGCAGAGGACCCUGUGCUGGGGAGUGAUGAAAGACUGCUCCAACGGGGCAUCAAGGAAGACCUCUAGGGCUCAAUGACAUGUGAGUUAAGAUCUGAACAACAAGGAGACAGCCUCCGAGAGCUCAGUGAAGAACGUCCCAGACAGAGGAGACAUAGAGUGCAAAGGCCCUUUAGUCUAAUGUAAUCUUGUAGUGUCUGUGGAACAAGCAAAACAGACCAGUGUGGGUGGAGGGGGUGGAGCAGGGUGACCAAAUGGUAUCAGAAAACGAGGUAGAGACAGAUCUGCCCAAGGAGGGUAUCCGUUAAGGUUGGGCUGAACGUGGAUUUUCCAACAUGUGAGUUGGGUAGAUUAGUCGUGGGUGGUGGGACUAUGGGUGUGUGUGUUGGGGAAGGAGGGCAUUCAUCUUGUCUCCUUCUCUGCGAAGCUGCUCUCAUAUGUGCCUUCUCUCCCUGCAGCCUCCUGAAUGAUGCCAGCCCAAGGUUCCCUAACCUCCAGCCUGGCCCUCCUGGUGCUGCUGGGCACAGUCAGAGCAGGGCCUUUCUCUUCACGGUCCAAUGUGACACUCCCAGCCCCACGGCCUCCUCCCCAGCCAGGAGGCCGCACAGAACAGCAAGGAGGGGCAGGCCCUUCUUCUCAGCUUUAUGAGCACACCGUGGAAGGAGGGGAGAAGCAGGUGGUGUUCACCCACCGCAUUAACCUGCCCAAUUCAGGUAGCUGUGGCUGUCCCCCAGGCACUGAGCCCCCCGUCCCUGCUUCAGAGGUGCAGGCCCUGAGGGUCCGGCUGGAGAUCCUGGAGGAGCUGGUGAAGGGGCUCAAGGAACAGUGCACUGGGGGAUGUUGUCCUGCUGCUGCCCAGGCUGGCACAGGCCAGACGGACGUGCGGAGCCUCUGCAGUCUCCAUGGCGUGUUUGACCUGAGCCGCUGUGCCUGCUCCUGCGAGCCAGGCUGGGGUGGGCCCACCUGCUCAGACCCCACAGAUGCCGCGGCGCCCCCCUCCUCUCCCCCCUCAGCUUCCCGGUCCUGCCCAGAUGACUGCAAUGAUCAGGGUCGCUGCGUCCGUGGUCGCUGCGUGUGCUUCCCUGGCUACACCGGCCCCAGCUGUAGCUGGCCCUCCUGCCCGGGGGACUGCCACGGCCGCGGGCGCUGCGUGCAGGGCGUGUGCGUGUGCCGCGCGGGCUUCUCCGGGGCCGACUGCAGCCUGCGCUCCUGCCCUCGGGGCUGCAGCCAGAGGGGACGCUGCGAGAACGGGCGCUGCGUGUGCAACCCGGGCUACACUGGCGAGGACUGUGGGGUGAGGAGCUGCCCCCGAGGUUGCAGCCAGAAGGGGCGCUGCGAGGACGGGCGCUGCGUCUGUGACCCUGGCUACGCUGGCGAGGACUGCGGCUCUCGGAGCUGCCCGUGGGACUGUGGUGAGGGCGGGCGCUGUGUGGACGGCCGCUGCGUGUGCUGGCCCGGGUACGCGGGCGAGGACUGCAGCACGCGGACCUGCCCCCGCGACUGUCGGGGCCGAGGGCGCUGCGAGGAGGGCGAAUGCAUCUGCGACCCAGGCUACAGCGGGGACGAUUGCGGAGUGCGCAGCUGCCCGGGCGACUGCAACCAAAGGGGCCGCUGCGAGGACGGCCGCUGCGUGUGCUGGCCUGGGUACUCGGGGCCCGACUGCGGCGCCCGCGCUUGCCCGCGCGACUGUCGUGGCCACGGGCGCUGCGAGAACGGCGUGUGCGUGUGCAACGCGGGCUACAGCGGCGAGGACUGCGGCGUGCGCAGCUGUCCCGGGGACUGUCGCGGCCGGGGUCGUUGCGAGAGCGGCCGCUGCGUGUGUUGGCCCGGGUACACAGGCCGGGACUGCGGCACGCGCGCCUGCCCCGGCGACUGUCGCGGGCGCUGCGUGGACGGCCGCUGCGUGUGUAACCCGGGCUUCACAGGCGAGGACUGCGGGAGCCGACGGUGUCCCGGGGACUGCCGUGGUCGCGGCCGCUGCGAGGAUGGCGUGUGCUUGUGCGACGUGGGCUACGAGGGCGAAGACUGCGGCGUGCGCAGCUGCCCCAGGGGUUGCCAAGGUCGCGGCCAGUGUCUGGAGGGGCGAUGCGUGUGCGACGACGGCUACGAGGGUGAAGACUGCGGCGUGAGACGGUGCACGCGCGACUGCAGCCAGCGCGGCGUGUGCCAGGAUGGUGUGUGCGCCUGUUGGGAGGGCUACACGGGCGAGGACUGCAGCCUCCGUACCUGCCCCUCCAACUGUCACCGGCGCGGCCGCUGUGAGGACGGGCGCUGCGUGUGCGACUCUGGCUACACCGGCCCCUACUGCGCCACCCGAACCUGCCCGGCGGACUGCCGGGGCCGUGGACGUUGUGUGCAGGGCGUGUGCGUGUGCCACGCGGGCUAUAGCGGCGAGGACUGCGGGCAGGAAGGGCCUCCCGCCAGCGCCUGCCUUGGGGGCUGCGGGCCUCGGGAACUGUGCCGCGCAGGCCAGUGUGUAUGCGUCGAGGGCUUCCGAGGCCCCGACUGCGCCAUCCAGACGUGCCCCGGGGACUGCCGCGGUCGGGGAGAGUGUCGUGAGGGCAGCUGCGUCUGCCAAGAUGGCUAUGCAGGGGAGGACUGCGGGGAAGAGGUGCCAGCCGUUGAGGGCCUGAGGAUGCACCUCCUGGAGGAGACGAUGGUUCGGACAGAGUGGACCCGGGCUCCUGGCAAUGUGGAUGCCUACGAAAUUCAGUUCAUCCCCACGACAGAGGGGCCGAGCCCCCCAUUCACAGCACGGGUGCCCAGCUCUGCCUCAGCCUAUGACCAGAGAGGACUGGCCCCCGGUCAGGAGUACCAGGUCACUGUCCGUGCCCUUCGAGGGACUAGCUGGGGCCCUCCUGCCUCCAAGACCAUCACCACCAUGAUCGAUGGCCCCCAGGACCUCCGAGUGGUGGCUGUGACGCCAACCACGCUGGAGCUCAACUGGCUGCGCCCCCAGGCCGAGGUGGACCAGUUCGUGGUGUCCUACGUCAGUGCCGGCAACCAGAGGGUGCGGCUAGAAGUGCCCUCUGAGGCAGACGGGACGCUGCUGACCGGCCUCAUGCCAGGCGUAGAAUACGUGGUGACCGUCACUGCCGAGCGGGGCCGGGCAGUAAGCUACCCGGCUUCUGUCAGGGCCAACACAGCACCAGGCCACUUCAGUCACCCGGAGGCGCACGCCCCAGCCCCGUCCCCCAGGCCCCGGCCCCGGCCGGUCCCGGCCCCGCGGCCCCCGCGCCCACCAGUCCCCCCUCGGCCCUCGCGGCCGGCGGAGGAGGGGGAGGCGGAGUCUCGGCCCGGGCCGAACCUACCCCAGCCCCCUCGGCGGGCGUGGGGCAACCUGACGGACGAGCUGGGCCGCUUCCGCGGCACCGCGCAGGACCUGGAGCGCCACCUGCGGGCUCACGGCUACCCACUGCGGGCCAACCAGACCUACACGUCGGUGGCGCGCCACAUCCACGAAUACCUGCAGCGGCGUCGCCUGGCGGCGGCCAUCCCCACCAGCUCCCCCGCACCCCCGGCCCGUCGCUCCCACCCCGCCUCCAGCCCCGACUCGGGCACCUGGAAGCGGGACUCCAACCAGGGCACCUACGGCCUCUCGCCCGAAGGCGUCGACCGGGUGGCUGCUCCCCGCCACCCCAAGCCCGAGGUGCUGGGCAGUUCCGCCGACGGCGCACUACUCGUGUCCCUCGAUGGGCUCCGCGGCUACUUCGAGCGCGUGGUGCUGCGCUGGCGGCCCCAGCCGCCCGCAGAGGGCCCCGGCGGGGAGCUGACCGUGCCGGGCACCACGCGCACCGUCAGUCUGCCAGAUCUCAAGCCCGGUACCACCUACCACGUGGAGGUCCACGGGGUGCGGGCAGGGCAGACCUCCAAGUCCUACGCCUUCAUCACAACCACAGGGUCCUCCCCCUCAGACCUCCUGGGGGCCACUGAUGAGCCUCCUCCCUCAGGCCCUUCAACGACUCAAGGGGCUCAGGCCCCUGUCCUGCAGCAGCGACCCCAGGAGCUGGCAGAGUUGAGGGUGCUGGGCAGAGACAAGACAGGGCACCUCCGCGUGGCCUGGACUGCCCAGCCUGACACCUUUGCCCACUUCCAGCUGCGCCUACGGGUGCCUGAAGGGCCUAGGGCACAUGAGGAACUACUGCCAGGGGAUGCCCGUCAGGCUCUGCUGCCCUCACCCCCUCCUGGAUCCCCCUAUGAGCUGUCACUUCGUGGGGUGCCCUCUGGGGGCGAGCCCUCUGCUCCUCUCAUCUACCAAGGCAUUAUGGACAGGGAUGGGGAGAAGCCUGGGCAGCCCUUGGCCCCGCCACACCUGGGCAAGCUGAUGGUGACGGACAUGACUUCCAACUCCCUGCUUCUGCACUGGACGGUCCCUGAGGGCGAGUUUGACUCCUUCGUGAUCCAAUACAAAGACAGGGACAGGCCCCAGGUGGUGCCUGUAGAGGGACCCCAGCGCUCAGCCCUCAUCUCCAACCUGGACAUCGGCCGCAAGUACAAAUUCGUCCUGUACGGGCUCGUGGGCAAGAAGAGGCAUGGCCCCCUGGUGGCUGAAGCCAAGAUCUUGCCUCAGACGGAUUCCAGCUCAGUGAGUCCACCUCGCCUGGGAAAGCUGUGGGUGACAGAUCCCACCCCAGAUUCGCUGCACCUCUCCUGGACUGUCCCUGAGGGCCAGUUUGACUCCUUCGUGGUCCAGUACAGGGACAGGGACGGACGGCCCCAGGUGGUGCCCGUGGAAGCCCCCGAGCGCUCGGUCAUUGUCUCCCCGCUGGACCCUGACCACAAGUACAGAUUCACUCUGUUUGGGAUUGUCGACAAGAAGCGGCACGGCCCCCUCACGGCCGAUGGUACCACUGCCCCAGAGAAGAGAGAGGAGCCCCGCCACCCAGAGUCCCCUGAGCAGCCCCUGCUGGGGGAGCUGACAGUGACUGGCAGCGCCCCAGACUCCCUGCGCCUGUCCUGGACGGUGGCCCAGGGCGCUUUUGACUCCUUCAUGGUCCAGUACAAGGAUGCGCAGGGGCGGGCCCAGGCAGUGCCCAUCAGGGGGCAUGAGAAUGAGGUCACCAUCCCCGGCCUGGAGUCUGACCGGAAGUAUAAGAUGAACCUCUACGGGCUUCAUGGCAGGCAGCGCGUGGGGCCUGUGUCCGUGGUGGCCACCACAGCCCCGCAGGAAGGCAUGGACGAGACCCUCAGCCCCACAGAACCCAGCACAGAGGCACCAGAGCCCCCCGAGGAGCCCCUCCUGGGGGAGCUGACGGUGAUAGGAUCCUCCCCGGACUCGCUGAGCCUCUCCUGGACCGUCCCCCAGGGCCACUUCAACUCUUUCACCGUCCAGUACAGAGACAGGGAUGGGCAGCCCAAGGUGAUGAGGGUGCCUGGGCACCAGGACGGGGUCACCAUCUCGGGCCUGGAGCCAGACCACAAGUACAAGAUGAACCUGUACGGCUUCCAUGACAGCCAGCGUGUGGGCCCCGUCUCUGUCAUCGGGGUGACAACUGCAGAGGAAGACACCCCCAGCCCCACAGAACCCAGCACAGAGGCCUCGGAGGCCCCCGAGGAGCCCCUCCUGGGGGAGCUGACGGUGACAGGAUCCUCCCCGGACUCGCUGAGCCUCUCCUGGACCGUCCCCCAGGGCCACUUUGACUCCUUCACCAUCCAGUACAAGGGCAGGGACGGGCCCCAGGUGGUGCGUGUCGGGGGCGAGGAGAGUGAGGUGACCGCUGGGGGCCUGGAGCCCGGGCGCAAGUACAAGAUGCACCUGUACGGCCUGCACGGGGGGCGGCGUGUGGGCCCCGUGUCCACCGUGGGCGUGACCGCUCCACAACCAGAAGAGACUCCCGCAGCCACCGAGCCCCCCCGGGAGCCACGCCUCGGGGAGCUGACAGUGACAGAUGUGACCCCCAGCUCCGUGGGCCUUGCAUGGACAGUCCCUGAGGGCCAGUUUGACUCCUUCGUGGUCCAGUACAAGGACAGGGACGGGCAGCCCCAGGCGGUGCCUGUGGCCGCAGACCAGCGAGAGGCCACUGUCCCCGGCCUGGAGCCUGCACGCAAAUACAAGAUGAACUUGUACGGGCUACAUGGUGGGCAGCGCAUGGGCCCCCUCUCUGUGGUAGCCAUGACUGCUCCGCUCUCUCCAGCCCCGGGCACAGAGCGCCCCCUUGAGCCACGUCUGCGGGAGCUGACAGUGACGGAUGUGACCCCGGACUCCGUGGGCCUCUCCUGGACAGUCCCCGAGGGUGAAUUCGACUCCUUCGUGGUCCAGUACAAGGACAGGGACAGGCAGCCCCAGGCGGUGCCUGUGGCUGCAGACCAGCGUGAGGUCACCAUCGCCGGCCUGGAGCCCAACAGGAAGUACAAGUUCCUGCUCUUUGGGAUCCAGGACGGGAAACACCACAGCCCAGUCUCUGUGGAGGCAAAGACAGUUGCUCGAGGUGACACCAGCCCAGGAGCCCCACCCCGCCUCGGGGAGCUGUGGGUGACAGACCCCACCCCAGACUCACUGCGCCUCUCCUGGACAGUCCCCGAGGGCCACUUUGACUCCUUUGUGGUCCAGUUCAAGGACAGGGACGGGCCCCGGGUGGUGCCUGCAGAGGGCCACGAGCGCUCAGUCACCAUCGGCCCUCUGGACGCCAGCCGCAAGUACAGAUUCCUCCUCUACGGCCUCCUGGGCAAGAGGCGCCGUGGCCCCCUCACCGCCGAGGGCACCACAGAGACCCGGAGAGCUGUGGACGAGGCUGGAACAAAACCACGUCUGGGGGAGGAGCUGCAGGUGACCAGCGUGACAUCAGACUCCGUGGGCCUCUCGUGGACGGUCCCUGAGGGCCAGUUUGACUCCUUUGUGGUCCAGUAUAAGGACAGAGAUGGGCAACCCCAGGUGGUGCCCGUGGAGGGCAGCCUCAGGGAGGUCAGUGUCUCAGGCCUGGACCCUGCCCGCAGGUACAAGCUGCUGCUCUACGGGCUAUACAAGGGCAAGCGUGUGGGUCCCAUCUCCACCGUCGCCGUGACCGCCCCCAGGGAAGAAGUCGAAGCUGAGACUGAGGCCCCCAGCCCUCCAGCAUCUGAGCCCCGUCUGGGGGAGGUGACUGUGGAGGAGGGCACCCCACACACCCUGCAUCUCUCCUGGACCGUGACUGAGGGAGAAUUUGACUCCUUUGAGGUCCAGUACACAGACGAGGAGGGGAAACUCCAAGUACUCCAUUUAGGGGGCAACCAGAAUGACAUCACCCUCUCUGGCCUGGAAUCCGACCACAGAUACCUGGUGAGCCUGUACGGUCUCCACGAUGGGCAGCGUGUGGGUCCUGUGCACGUCGAGGCCCUGACAGCCCCAAAUGAGGAAGAGAAUGAACCUUCAGAAUCUCCCUCUACCACCCCUGAGCCUCACGUCACGCCUCGCCUGGGGAAGCUGGCAGUGACAGACGCCACCCCCGAAUCCCUGAGCCUCUCCUGGACCAUUCCUGAGGGCCAGUUUGACCACUUCCUGAUCCAGUACAAGAACGGGGACGGACAGCCCAAGGCUGUGAGGGUGCCAGGGUACGAGGACGAGGUUACCAUCUCGGGCCUGGAGCCAGACCACAAGUACAAGAUGAACCUGUACGGCUUCCAUGACAGCCAGCGCAUGGGCCCUGUCUCUGUCAUCGGGGUGACAACUGCAGAGGAAGACACCCCCAGCCCCACAGAACCCAGCACAGAGGCCUCGGAGGCCCCCGAGGAGCCCCUCCUGGGGGAGCUGACGGUGACAGGAUCCUCCCCGGACUCGCUGAGCCUCUCCUGGACCGUCCCCCAGGGCCACUUCGACUCCUUCACCAUCCAGUACAAGGGCAGGGACGGGCCCCAGGUGGUGCGUGUCGGGGGCGAGGAGAGUGAGGUGACCGCUGGGGGCCUGGAGCCCGGGCGCAAGUACAAGAUGCACCUGUAUGGCCUGCACGGGGGGCGGCGUGUGGGCCCCGUGUCCACCGUGGGCGUGACCGCCUCCCUGAACACAGAGCCCCCCGUGGCACCCCGCUUGGGGGAGCUGGCUGUGGCAGCCGUGACCUCAGACACAGUGCACCUGUCCUGGACAGUGGACCAGGGCCCCUUCGACUCCUUCCUGGUCCGAUACAAGGAUGUGCAGGGGCAGCCCCAGGCAGUGCCCGUGGGUGGCCACCUCCGAGAGGUCUCGGUUUCGGGUCUGGCCCCGGGCCACAAGUACAAGUUCCUACUCUUCGGACUCCAGGAUGAGAAACAACACGGUCCCGUCUCUGCAGACGCAAAGACCCUCCCAGACACUAAACCUUCUCUCCGCCUGGGGGAGCUGACAGUGACGGAGGUGACCCCAGACUCCAUGGGCCUCUCCUGGACGGUCCCCGAGGGCGAAUUUGACUCCUUCGUGCUUCAGUACAAGGACAGGGACGGGCAGCCCCACGUGGUGCCUGUGGCCUCAGACCAGCGCGAGAUCACCAUCCCCGGCCUGGAGCCCAAUAGCAAAUACAAGUUUCUGCUCUAUGGGCUGGGAGGCAGGAAACGACUGGGCCCCAUCUCUGCUGAAGGCAGCACGGCUCCCCUGAAGAAGGAGCGGCAGCGCCCACCCCGCCUGGGGGAGCUGACAGUGACAGAUGAGACCUCGGAUUCUCUGCGCCUCUUGUGGACAGUGGCCCAGGGCCCCUUUGACUCCUUUGUGGUCCAGUACAGGGACACAGAUGGGCAGCCCUCGGUGGUGCCUGUGGCCGCAGACCAGAGGGAGGUCACCAUAGAGGGCCUGGAGCCUGGCAGGAAAUACAAGUUUCUGCUCUAUGGGCUCCUCAGAGGACAGCACCUGGGCCCCGUCUCUGUCCUGGGAAUGACAGCCCCAGAAGAGGACAUGCCAGCACCCUCGCACCUGGCCACGGAGGCCCCCGAGCCCUCUGAAGGGCCCCGCCUAGGGGCACUGGCAGUGAAGGACGUGUCCCCGGACUCCCUGCGCCUCUCAUGGAGCGUGGCCCAGGGCCCCUUUGACUCCUUCGUGGUCCAGUAUCAGAGCACAGGUGGGGAGCCCCAGGCCUUGCUCGUGGGUGGCGACCAGAACAAGGUCCUCGUGUCAGGCCUGGAGCCCAGCACCUCCUACAAGUUCUUCCUCUACGGCUUGCGUGAAGGGAAGCGCCUGGGGCCCGUCUCAGCCGAGGGCACCACAGGGCCAGCUCCUGCUGGGCAGACCCCCGGAGAGCCAGGGCCCCGCCUGUCCCACCUGUCGGUGACUGAUGUCACCACCAAUUCACUGCGGCUCAGCUGGGAGGCCCCACCCAAGGCCUUUGACUCCUUCCUGCUCCGCUUUGGGGUCCCGUCACUGAGCACCCUGGAGCUGCAUCCACGUCCCCCGCUGCAGCGGGAGCUGACGGUGCCAGGGACACGGCGCUCGGCCAUGCUCUGGGACCUGAGUCCAGGGACCCUGUACACCCUUACGCUGUAUGGGCUGCGCGGGCCUCACAAGGCCGACGGCAUCCAGGGCACAGCCCGGACCCUCAGCCCAGCUCUGGAGCGCCCCCGUGACCUCCAGUUCAGCGAGAUCGGGGAGACGUCAGCCAAGGUCAGCUGGAUGCCCCCGCCGUCCAGAGUGGACAGCUUCAAAGUCUCCUACCAGCUGGCAGAUGGAGGGGAGCCACAGAGUGUCCAGGUGGAUGGCCGAGCCCGGACCCAGAAACUCGAGGGGCUCGUCCCAGGCGCUCGCUACGGCGUGACCGUGGUCUCCGUCCGUGGCUUUGAGGAGAGUGAGCCUCUCACAGGCUUCCUUACCACAGUUCCUGACGGCCCCACCCAGCUGCGUGCACUGAACUUGACGGAAGGAUCCGCCCUGCUGCUCUGGCAGCCCCCCCAGGCCCCGGUGGAUACCUAUGACAUCAAGGUCACAGCCCCAGGAGCCCCCUCGCUACAGGACUCAGCCCCUGGCAACGCCGUGGACUACCCCCUGCAAGGCCUUGUGCUCCACACCAACUACACGGCGACCCUGCAUGGCCUUCGGGGCCCCAACCUCACCUCCCCAGCCAGCAUCACCUUCACCACAGGGUUGGAGGCCCCCCAGGACUUGGAGGCCAAGGAGGUGACCCCCCGCACAGCCCUGCUCACUUGGACCGCACCCCAAGUCCCCCCAACUGGCUACCUGCUCAGCUUCAACACCCCUGGUGGACAGACCCAGGAGAUCCUGCUCCCAGGAGGGGUCACCUCUCAUCAGCUUCACGGCCUCUUUCCCUCCACCCUCUAUAGCGCGUGGCUCCGGGCCAUGUGGGACCGCAGCUUCACUCCCCCCGUGUCCACUUCCUUCACCACUGGUGGACUUCGGAUCCCCUUCCCCCGGGACUGUGGGGAGGAGAUGCAGAACGGGGUCAGCACCUCAAGGACCACCACCAUCUUCCUCAACGGCAACCGCGAGCGGCCCCUGAACGUCUUUUGUGACAUGGAGACCGAUGGGGGUGGCUGGCUGGUGUUCCAGCGCCGCAUGGAUGGAAAAACUGACUUCUGGAGAGACUGGGAGGACUAUGCCCGUGGCUUUGGGAACAUCUCCGAGGAGUUCUGGCUGGGCAACGACGCCCUGCACAGCCUGACCAAAGCCGGCGACUACUCCUUGCGUGUGGACCUGCGGGAUGGGGACGAGGCCGUGUUUGCCCAGUACGACUCCUUCCAAGUAGACUCGGCCGAUGAGUACUACCGCCUCCACCUGGAAGGCUACCACGGCACUGCAGGGGACUCCAUGAGCUACCACAGCGGCAGUGUCUUCUCUGCCCGUGACCGAGACCCCAACAACUUGCUCAUCUCCUGUGCCGUCUCUUACCGAGGGGCCUGGUGGUAUAAGAACUGCCACUAUGCCAACCUCAACGGGCUCUACGGGAGCACAGUGGACCACCAGGGAGUGAGCUGGUACUACUGGAAGGGCUUUGACUUCUCCGUGCCCUUCACGGAAAUGAAGCUGAGACCAAGAAGCUACCGGCCCCCGGGCAGGGGAGGCUGAGCCGCUGCUCACCCCUCCAGCGCCCUACUAUGACUGCCGAGCACUGAGGGGUUGCGCUCAGAGAAGAGCCGAGGGCCACCUUCACCAUCCAAACACCGGAGGAAGCCUUCUCCACCCGCGAUCUCACAGCACCAUGUUUACAGGGGGGAGGGAAGGGGUUUGUACGGGAGCAAUAAAAGGAGAAACCGAGG
Aethalodelphis obliquidens (Pacific white-sided dolphin) is the source of this 11794-nucleotide messenger RNA. RefSeq names its product tenascin XB (gene TNXB). Gene Ontology annotation, biological process: regulation of cell adhesion; neuron projection development. NCBI's taxonomy places the organism in Eukaryota, Metazoa, Chordata, Mammalia, Artiodactyla, Delphinidae. The transcript has 35 exons. Bases 1119 to 11603 code for a protein of 3494 amino acids. Gene Ontology annotation, molecular function: protein binding. The record is from RefSeq and is a predicted model, not a curated record.